Messenger RNA from Cololabis saira (Pacific saury), 3347 nucleotides. It is a transcript of the gene rfwd3, whose product is annotated as ring finger and WD repeat domain 3. The record is from RefSeq and is a predicted model, not a curated record. Gene Ontology annotation, cellular component: site of double-strand break; nucleus. Gene Ontology annotation, biological process: double-strand break repair via homologous recombination; interstrand cross-link repair; protein ubiquitination. The transcript is spliced from 13 exons. Lineage: Eukaryota; Metazoa; Chordata; Actinopteri; Beloniformes; Belonidae. Gene Ontology annotation, molecular function: ubiquitin protein ligase activity; protein binding. The coding region runs from base 252 to 2396 and encodes 714 amino acids.
CAGAGUCAGCCGGAGCCGCGAGAUUCGACUCUUCCCCCGGUACUAUCAUGGAUGUAUUAUAGAACGGUACUGUGUGUGGAGUUGAAGCAACGUUUAAAUCCAACACACCACGAGCAGCAUCGGAGCGCUGUCCCUGCCGCGCUGCAAUGUUUUCAAACAGUUAGUUAUUCCAGCACUGGUUGUGCAGCUGAUGACAGUCCCCAGGAGUCUGUGUCCGUGGUUCUGCUGCUAACAACAACACGCUAAGACAGAUGGAGGCCAUGGAGGUGGAUUCCCCCUUGGAACUGCGAGGAAGAAUUAUCUCAAACCCGGAUGGUACCGUUGCACUUGCUGGUCCAGCUGGAGAUGCCAAUGCAGCGCACGUCAUUUCAGACUCUGGCAGCAGCACUGAAGUGGAUGAAGAUGAUGACAAUGAUACAGAACACGGAGCUGCUCGGGCCACUCACAGACUACCUGCCACUUGGGCCUUUAGCCAGAGGGCAGUAGACGGACCUGCAGCUGCACCGUCACUAGUUCAGGGGACACUCAUACAGAGGAGACUCAGACAAGGCCUCCGGGUGCAUUACCCCAGCCAAACGGCAACACCUUCCAGGGGUUUCCCAGACUUUCAGCUGCGAGCCCCAGCCGCCAGCGUAGCAGAGCCGGGGUCUGGUAGCAGCACCGACAUCAGUGAGUCCGAGGAUGAGGACGAAAGACGAGAGAGAACAUCUGCCAGCGCUCAGCCCAUCGACCCCGUCCUCUCUGCUGAUCCUCUUCCUAACGCCCCCACCCAGCACACACAACCACUGGAGCCCAGCACAGACUCCAGUUCAAUCUCAGACAGCAAGAGGACGGAAGCACAAGUUCAGGACUGUCAAUCGACCCCAGGAGCCCAGACUUCACUUCCGAUGUUUCAGAGUGAGGAGAAUGAAGGCGACACUUGCACCAUCUGCUUUGAGGCGUGGACGACAGCGGGAGAGCAUCGACUGUCGGCGCUGCGCUGCGGUCACCUCUUUGGCUACACCUGCAUCACGCGCUGGCUCAAAGCUCAGGGAUCCACGGCUAAAUGUCCACAGUGCAACAAGAAAGCCAAACGUUCAGAUAUUGUGCUGCUGUAUGCGCCAAAGCUGAGAGCCCUGGACAACUCAGAACAACAGACGUUAAAGAAAUCUCUGGAGCUGGAGCAAUCUCUGAGGAGGAAAGCAGAGUUGGAGUCAGCUCAGUACAAGCUUAAAUUGCAGGUUGUCACUAACAAAUAUGGACAAGCACAGCAGGAGCUCCAGGAGUUGAAGGCGUUGAUGGUCCAGACUGACAGGAGCUCCGUCUCCUCCUCUUCCUCGUCCAACUCCCUGUUCCUCAGCCUGUCUCAGAGAGACGGCUCCAGGACCAGGCAGUACAGCUUCUCCAAGGCCGUGCUGGUUUCUCAGACGGGCGGCUGUAGAGUCUUGUCCUACUGUGAACCUUUGAGCUGCCUCCUGGCCUCGCAGCCCUCCCCUCACUCUACACUAGUGCCUGGCUGCGGGGUGAAGAAGGUGAGUGUGCUAAACAUGAAAGCAAGCCAGUACAUUCCCAUUCACAGUAAACAAAUCAGAGGACUGUCGUUCAACCACCGGAACGACAGCCUGCUGCUGUCGGCUGCGCUGGACAACACCGUCAAGCUGACCAGUCUUCUAACCAACACCGUGGUCCAGACCUACAACGCUGGGAAGCCCGUGUGGAGCUGCUCCUGGUGUCUGGACAACAGCAACUACGUGUACGCUGGUCUGAGCAACGGCUCAGUGCUCAUCUACGACACCAGAGACACCAGCACACACGUCCAGGAGCUGGAGCCGCUACGCUCCAGGUGUCCCGUAGCGUCUCUCUGUUACGUCCCGCGGGCGGCGUCCUGCAUGUUCCCCUCUGGCGGGCUGAUCGCUGGCUCCCUGGAAGGAGGAUGUUUCUGGGAGCAGGUGAACGACACCACCUACAGACCACAUCUCCUGCCGCUGGAGAACAGUGGCUGCAUCGACAUCCAGGUGGAGGCGGAGAGCAGACACUGUCUGGUCACAUACAGGCCCGGACGCUCCAACCCAUCUCUGCGCUGCGUCCUCAUGGCUCUAAACCAAACACCUCAGCAGGACUCCAGCCAGCCCUCCAGCUGCUCCUGCACACCAGUCCAGACUUUCAGUGCCGGCUCAUCGUGCAAGUUACUCACCAAGAAUGCCGUGUUCAAGAGGCCAGACGGAAGUGGGAUGCUCGUCUGUGCUGGAGACGAGGCCUCCAACUCCACCAUGGUUUGGGACGCCAGCACUGGCUCUCUGCUACAAAAACUUCCAGCGGACCUUCCGGUGUUGGACAUCAGCCCCUUCUCAGUGAAUGGCGAACACUUUCUUGUCUCUCUCACGGAGAAGAUGCUGAAACUCUACAAGUGGGAAUGAACAAAGACUAUUUGGAAGCUUCCGUUCUGCUACAAAGGACAGAAAACAAACAUACACCAAGUCCCCAAGUACAAGGAGAAACAGCAGUCUGUUGGGAAAGUAGAUCCUGCUGAUCCUUUACACAGAUGAUGAUGAUGACGAUGAUGAUUAAAGGUAAACACGACAAUAGAUUACGGGGCGUGUUUGAGAAAACCUUUCCCAUUUUACAUUUGAGUCUGGUGUGUUAUAACAUUUUGUUCUCAUGACAUCAGAUGAAUAAUGUAUAUGUGAAAAAGAAUGUCAAUAAAGGAAAAGAAAAUCUUGUAUUGACUCUAUAGAGUCAUCUCAUUUUGUCAUGUCGUUGGGGCUCAUUUUCUGUAAAUCUGAUUAAAAGUUAUACUUUUAAGGAAAGCUACAAAUUCUGCAGUUAAAUGACUUUAACAGCAAUGUUGUGCAAACCAAAUUGCGACUUAAUUUUUCAACUCAGAAUAAUAAUUUCAGAAUCUGAUGAUAUUGCAAUAAUCAGCUUGUCAAUGUAAAACGUUUGGGACGUCACGUGCAAUCUGAUCCAUCUAUAAUUCCAAAAAACAUCAAAUUAAUUCAAAUGAUUAUUCUCAAAGUUAUUUGAUUUGUCUCUGUGAUGCAUCACAUGUGACGACAGCAGCAGCUUGGCCGUACAGACAUACUGUACAUUCCUUUGCUAAUGGGAUUUGGCUUUUGCUGUCGUAAAGAUCUUUGAGUUGUAGAUACUCAACUAAAACACAAAACAACAAUUUGGAUUUCCACUUUUUAAUUAUUUUAAAUUGUCCCUCCCGUUGAAGUAAUCUUCUUUUGUAAAUGUUACAUUCUUUAUUUUUCUUAAUUUUUUUUUUAAGAAGUCAUGUAUAUUUGCUACUAAAUGGUUGUCUUGGUCUUUUUUUGUUUGUUUUUUUUGUACAACUUAAAAGUUAUUAAAGCUAUUUCUUAAUUGAA